Hydractinia symbiolongicarpus is the source of this 1328-nucleotide messenger RNA. RefSeq lists its product as uncharacterized. The record is from RefSeq and is a predicted model, not a curated record. Bases 112 to 1110 code for a protein of 332 amino acids. NCBI's taxonomy places the organism in Eukaryota, Metazoa, Cnidaria, Hydrozoa, Anthoathecata, Hydractiniidae. The transcript is spliced from 5 exons.
AAAUGACGAUUUAAAAAGUCGUUAAUGGGAAUUUCUUGUCAUUGUUAAAAAACAAAUUAUUGUGCACUUUUAAACUUUUAACUAUUCUCAGUAAAUCUGUUAAACAUAAGGAUGAUAUGUGCAAUGUACCUGUCCCCUGUCUUAAUCAUAUACUGUUUUUAUUUGCAGCAAGCAAGAGCAAAAUGUAUAAAACGUCCUGGAGAAAGAUACUCGCCUCACUUUGAGGGACUACCAAUGGGUGAAAUUGACUGUAUGAAAAAAUGCGAAAAUAACACAAAAUGCUAUAGAGCGACAUGGAUCGGUCGCAGUUGUUAUUUGCAUGGGGAUAAUUUUUUUAAAGGAAAAGACGUCAAUUCUGUUGGAUACAUAUGUAAAGCUGAUUGUGUAAGGAAUGGACAGAAGUUUACAAGCCAAAAGUAUGAAUUUACAUCAAACUGUCAAGAAAAAUGUAGGUGCACACUUGUAGGAAAACCUGAUUGUAAAAAUUCUUGUCGGACAACUAGCAUAAAAUGUGUCAGUCCAGAAGUCAAAGUACAGUAUGCUAUGCCGCUAGUGGGAAGCUGCUUUUGUGGAAAGCUUUGCGUUGUACCUGGUAACUUUGGCAUCAAAGUAAAGCAAGGUGAAACGAUAGCGAUAGGUUGCUCAUUCAGUACGUUGUAUUGGACAUUUAAUGGAAAAACAUUGAAGAAUAUUGCCAAAUACAAAUUUAAGCGCAAUUCAAUCGAAGUUCGGAAUGUCCAAAAAACCGAUGUUGGCUCAUACACAUGUGGAGAUAAAAAGUAUUAUAAUAUUCACCUGACAGAAGAUACUUGCAGCAGUACGAACACAAUAUACAUUGUGGUAUGUGGAGUUGCCAGCUUCUUGGUUGUGGUUUUACUAAUAAUUCUCUUCAUAUAUAAAUAUAGAAACGUAGAACGUUCGAAAGUAAAUAACAACACCAAGGCGAGAGUGGAGAUUCCUGCACCCAAUAUAGACGAUGCAAAAUACGUGGAACUUGGCGAACAUAUUCGAGGCAGUUAUACCGGUUUGAAUGCAAGUAAUGUAGCAACUUAUGAAAAUUCGCAUUACGGUUAUGAAGUUUCUCCAGCAUCAGUAAAUGAAACUAAAUAAUUACUGACUAUAAAACAAUUAGUUACAAGAGAUGGUUACAAAACAAGAUAAAUUCUCGAUCUAGCCCAGGGUGUUUGCUUGAGAAUUGUAUUUAAAUAGACAGAGCCAUUCUAUUGACUUAAAACGAGAAAGUUUGUUAAUAUAUAUCUAUAUGUAUCUCUUUUAUGUUUUUGAUCCAAGAAACAAGACACCAUGUGACCAUAUUUUAUAUAACCUGC